Molecule: messenger RNA, 1034 nt
Organism: Aspergillus japonicus CBS 114.51
Lineage: Eukaryota; Fungi; Ascomycota; Eurotiomycetes; Eurotiales; Aspergillaceae
Product: cupin domain-containing protein
Exons: 3
Coding region: 36-1034 (332 amino acids)
Molecular function (GO): dioxygenase activity
Source: RefSeq, a predicted model, not a curated record
GUUCAUCUACCUUCUUGCCUUGUAGCACUAUCGCAAUGGCGCCUUCCGUCAGCGACAUGCCCUCUCCAAGCGCGGAUAGCGCUGCACAACUGCUGCAGGAUCUCGAAACCAGCAAGACGCUGCUGCCCCUUUGGACGCAGAUGACAAGACUCAACCCACCGGAGCCGAACCCCACUGCCGUUCCCUAUCUAUGGAAAUAUGACACCAUCCGCCCCAGUCUGCUGCGAGCCGGGCAUCUGGUCACAGAGAAGCAGGCGGAGCGAAGAGUGCUGAUGCUAGUCAACCCCGCUCGAGAUGCACCCUACACAACCGAUACCCUCUACGCAGGCCUGCAGCUGGUCAUGCCGAACGAGACGGCCCCCGCCCACCGCCACACCGCCUUCGCAAUGCGCUACAUCAUCGAGGGCAGCGGCGGCUUUACCGCGGUGCACGGCCGGCGCAUCCGCAUGCAGAAGGGCGACGUGAUCCUGACGCCGACGUGGAACUACCACGACCACGGCAAGGAUGGCAGCGGCCCGAUGAUCUGGCUGGACGGGCUGGAUCUGCCGAACUUCCGACACUUCCCCGUCCACUUCGUCGAGCACUUCCGCGAGCCGCGGUAUCCCGCCGAGGAUGUGGACACGUCGGCCUCGCCCAUCGUCUUCCCCUGGAGCCAGAUGAAGGCCCGGUUGGACGGUUUGGAGGGCAGCUGGGCCACGCAGCGCUAUUUGAAAGCUGACGGUCGAGAAGUGAGUCGGGUCUUGGGCGGGUGUGCGGAGAGGCUGGAUGCAGAGGCGGCGUCCCCGCGCCGGCAAGACACCUUAUCCGCCGUGUACCAUGUGAUUUCCGGCAAGGGUCGCUCGGAGAUUGGCAGCCAGACGCUGGAGUGGCAGGCUGGAGACACCUUCUGCGUCCCUUCGUGGUAUCCGUACCGGCAUUUUGCGGAUGCGGGGGAGACCGUCUACCUUUACCGGUUCGACGAUAAGCCAAUGAUCACGGCGCUGGGAUUUUAUCGGUCGGCGUCUGAUGAUACAGAGACGUUGAUCUCGGACUGA